UUGCGCCUGCUCAUCAGUUGCUCCAUUAACCAUUUUUGUAUUUGCAUUUGUAUUUUGUGCAGCUUUGAUAUUUUGUUCUUUUUUCUUAUUGAAAAAUGUUUGGGGGUAAUUAUUUCAGAUAUGAGUUGAUUAGUUUUUCAUCCAAAUAGUUCAUACUGUGAGUGACAAGAGUGGAAAAAGUUCGGUAUUCCAAGUAAGUUUUCUGUCAGUGAUGAUGUAAAUAAAUAGCUCUUCGAAUAAUUGUUUAGAUCUUUCAGAAAAAAUGAAUAAUGAAACCAAGAAGGAAGAAACGAAUUUGCAUGCUACUCAGCGCAUAAAUCCUGAUAUUCUUCUGCAAAAUAUUCCUGUUGAAGAACUUCUUGGAUCUGUUACAACUUAUUCUGAAGGAAAUGAUAAAAAUCAGGCUUUACGCUCCAGUGCCAGAGUUUUCAAGAAGAUAAAGCUAGAUGCUAACUUGUUGAGUGCUGCAAAUACACCUGAAAAAUCAGUUCCGGACAAAAAGGAGGAACAAAAAUCUGAUCAAACUCCUCAUAAAGAACAACGAAAAUUCAAUAUAUCCUGGAUAAGCGAAGAAGUUAAUAAUUUAUUUUUCGAUGCAGUAAAUGAGUAUGGAAAAGAUUUUGAAAAUAUUUAUGCUUUCAUCUUGCAGAAACUGAAAAAGAAGGGUGUUACUGAUGAAUUCAGAAAAGAUCAUGUUAGGCACCUUUAUUACAGAACUUGGCACAAAAUAUCCAAGUACUUAAAGUUUUCUGAUGGUGUGAAAAGAACAGUUCAAGAGUUGUAUGGACUUAUAAACUAUGGGGAACUCAGGAAAAAAGUACCGACCACACAAAAAAUUUACUUCAAAUUGAAUGAGCUGGUUCAUCUAGGAUGUGUUACUGUACGAGUGAAAGGUAAAAUGCUAAGAGUGAGAACUCCCAUGUGUCCUGCCCUGCGAAGACUAAAUAAACUAGAUGACAAGGAUGAUGACCUGAAAUUACCACCAAGGGUGAUUAUUCAACUGCAACCAAGAGAUAUGCAAGCUUUCCUCAAAGUGCAAAGUUUUGCUUUGAAUCCAAGAGUAAAAACUGAAUUACCACUUCAAAAAAAGCUUAGCACUUUCAUUAAUUGCGUUUCAAGAAGAUGGAAAGCUGCAGAACUGGAAUAUCUCAGGAACAAUUAUCCAAGGGAAGAAGUUUUGAAUGGAGAGAAUGAUGAUGAGAUACUGGAUAUAGAUGCUACACUUAUUACGUCACAAUUGAAAUUCGCUCCCCCCAAAGGGGCAAAAUUAAAUUUGGCACGAACUGAAGUAUGCGAUUUCAUCACAAAAGAGAAUAUAUGUCUGAAGGCUUACGAAGAGAGGAUGGGAAUUGAUGGUUCGAAAGUAAACGACAAAAAAGACACUAAGAAAUCAACGCAGAAAGUGAGAACUGAUAGUUUCUCAGAAACUAUCACUAAGUUGCCAGUGAAGUCUGAACUGAGGGAUGGGAUCCAACUUCUGACUGAUAAGAAUGACGUUGAAAAUGUAUCAAUUCCUAAUAAUUCAACUUAUAUUCUGAACGCCGUGGAAAAUCUAGCUUGUCCGACUACUGUUACAGAGGAAUGCCUUCCGCACAUAGAAAGUGACACAGCAGUUAAUGAAGAGGUUAUGUGUAUUUCAACGAACAAAGAGAAGAGCUCAGAUCUGCUCUCUUCACCUAGUACGUCGAAAACCCCACGAUUCAAAAAAGAAGAUAAUUCGUUUGAUACAGUUCAUCCAAUGGACUUGUCGUUUGCACCUGUUGAUAAAUCACCGAUUGUCUUAAUUCCCGAUGAAAUUUCCGAUGAUAAUAAUAGGAAGAACAAGGACAUAUCUGUUGAAGAACAAUUAUCCAAAUUAGAUGAAAUAAGAAAUGGCUGGACUGUGGAUGACUGUGAUAAUUUAACUAUAGGAGAACUGUACUUAAUGUUUGGUUCUGCAUCAAAAUUGGUUCUGGAAUAUCAUUGGGUGAAAAAAGUAAACCGAAAUUCAAGUAGUGUAGAUGGUGAGGUUCCAAACCUGGAAUGUGAAACAAAAUUGAAUGAAUCGAGUGAUAGUAGGUUGGACAAUUUCGGAUAUAGCGACACAUUGAGGAAGCUAGUUGACUUAAUGAGAAUGCAUCAAAAAAAUGUUACCCCGAAAUGUUCUUGCGGUCAUAUAUGCUCCCCUAAAAAUACAUCAUCCAAAAAAAUUCCCACUAAAGUGGUUGAAAUCGAAGAGAAGGUCAAUAAGGCCGAAACGGAGACUGAAUCGUCACCGAGCACAGCAAGUAUUGAAGAACAACAGCAACAACAAAAACAAAAAAUUCCUAAAUUUGAGGAUUUUGUGAAGCCACAAAGUAAAACGCCACCAGUUCAUUUAAUUGCUCAACUCGAUAGUAUUGAAAAAUUGAAACCUAAAUAUAGUAUAAGAAAAGGGCGAAGACUUAUAACCAAACAGCUGGUUGUGGAGAGGGAAUUACCAUUGAUGCCAAAGGCAAGCAGCGGUCACCAAAUAGUUUGUAUGAACAUCAUUUCCCGUGGUGGCAAAAACUCCAGCCAUCAAACGAGUGUCGGUAAUGGAGAACAAGAAACAGAUACCGGCGCCAUAGAAUGUGAUACUGAUAACAAUUUCGAGCAAGUUGUGUGUAUGGAAGAAGAUUGUCGUCGAUUCUCAGAAGUGAUAGAAAAUAAAUCGGCGGAUACAAAUAUGAAUGCGAAUGAAAUGGACGGCACCUAUCAACCUAAUAACUUAGAUGCCUUAUUGGACCCUACAAGAUCUCUUAGUCCUUCGGUACUCCUCAAAGAAAAUGAAAACCAGUGGAUCAGUUCAGAUGUGGCUGAUUUUUCCUUGAGUAGUUUUUUAGGUCAUCUAGAAUCCCCAAUGAAAUCUCAUGAGGAUGUAACUGAGGAUGUAGUGGAUUGUCAGUUCCGGUCUCUCUUGACUGAGAAUAGUUUUGAUUAUACAGCUAAAUUCGCUGAUUUGGCUAAUAAAGUGGUAGGUGACACAGCAAACUGAUUUGUUAUUUUAUUUAAUGUAUAUUUUAUAAGAAAAAAUAUAGUACUACUUAUAUGUCUA
This is a messenger RNA of Coccinella septempunctata (seven-spotted ladybird), 3055 nucleotides long. It is a transcript of the gene crm, whose product is annotated as protein cramped. NCBI's taxonomy places the organism in Eukaryota, Metazoa, Arthropoda, Insecta, Coleoptera, Coccinellidae. The record is from RefSeq and is a predicted model, not a curated record. Gene Ontology annotation, biological process: pattern specification process. Gene Ontology annotation, cellular component: nucleus. The transcript has 12 exons. Gene Ontology annotation, molecular function: chromatin binding. The coding region runs from base 263 to 2995 and encodes 910 amino acids.